AUGUUUCGUCCUACUUUGUUCAACAGACUAGCAGUAUUUGCUAGCAGACCAAUCCAACAAGUUGCCAACUAUCAAAUCCCAGCCACAACCAGAAAAGUCAUACCAGUUUAUCAUCCAUUAAAGAAGAAGGCACCAAAGAAAGUAACAGAAGUUUAUUUAGACCAACAAUAUGCCAAACUGGAUCCAGAAGGAUGGAGACGUAAAUUAAUCACUGCAAAUUCAGAAACAAGAUUAUUACCAGGAGAUGUUGUAAGAAUUGUAUAUACAACUAGACAAAUUCCUCAAUUCUUGGGACAAAUCAUUGGUAUAAAUAAAGGAGGAGUUGAUGCUUCGUUAUUGUUGAGAAAUAAUAUCACCAAGAUUGGUGUUGAGAUGAGGGUUAAGAUUUUCAGUCCUUUGAUUCAAAGAAUUGAUGUUGUUAAGAAACCAUUCAAGAGACGUUUAAGAAAUAAACAUUAUUAUAUUAGAGGGAAUAGAUUGGAUGUUGGUGAUUUGGAGGCUGAUUUGAAGAAGGCUAGAAGAAAAAUGAGACGUUGAGAAGGUGAGGGUGCAUGAUGUGUGUAAAUAGUGAUUAUAAAGAUUUAAUUAUGAAUGUAUUUAAUUUAUCAG
Hansenula anomala is the source of this 609-nucleotide messenger RNA. It is a transcript of the gene IMG1, whose product is annotated as mitochondrial 54S ribosomal protein bL19m. The coding region runs from base 1 to 537 and encodes 178 amino acids. The record is from RefSeq and is a predicted model, not a curated record. Gene Ontology annotation, cellular component: mitochondrial large ribosomal subunit; ribosome. Gene Ontology annotation, molecular function: structural constituent of ribosome. NCBI's taxonomy places the organism in Eukaryota, Fungi, Ascomycota, Saccharomycetes, Phaffomycetales, Wickerhamomycetaceae. The transcript has 2 exons. Gene Ontology annotation, biological process: translation.